GUGACGUGCGCAUGCGCUAGGUGUGAAGAGGAAGGAAACAACAUGUCGAUAGAAGACCCAUUUUUCGUUGUGAAGGGGGAGGUGCAGAAGGCCCUGUCUCGAGCUCGGGGCCUGUUUGAUAGAUGGGAGGAGCUGUUGCAGGAGGGGACACAGGUGAGUCGAGAUGAACUAGACUGGAGCGCCAACGAACUGAGAAACUGUCUGAGGGCCAUAGACUGGGACCUAGAGGACCUCAGUGAAACCAUCAGCAUCGUGGAGUCAAAUCCAGGGAAGUUCAGACUGGGUGAUAAUGAACUUCAGGAGAGGAAAGAUUUUGUGGAGCGAACCAGGAAGUCUGUCCAGGAGAUGAAGGAUCAGUUGUCCAGCCCUUCCGCUGUGGCUCAGGCAGAGAAGAAGAACAGACAGGCUCUGCUGACUUCAUCGGGCCAGGACAGGUCAACAGGACUGGAGGCUCAUCUGGUGUCUGCAAACUCCAGAUACAUCCAGGAGCAGCAGGAGCAACAGCAGUUGAUCAUGCAGGAGCAGGAUGAGCAGCUGGAGUUGGUGUCGGGCAGUAUCAGAGUCCUCAAAGACAUGUCUGGACGGAUCGGAGACGAGCUCGAUGAGCAGGCCGUGAUGUUGGGGGAUUUUGGAGAUGAGAUGGACCAGACAUCGUCCCGCAUGGACUCUGUGCUGAAGAAGCUGGAGAAAGUGUCUCACAUGACCAGCAGUCGGAGACAGUGGUGUGCCAUCGGUGUCCUGGUCGCCAUCCUAAUCGUGGUCCUCAUCCUCUUCUUCGCACUCUGACAUAAGCAGUCUAUGACCUCUCGACCCCGUUCACAGACUCCUCCCUGUCUGGAUGGCUGGACGGUUACAGAGCCCCUCCCAUCACUCCCUUUCUUCGUGCUGAGGGGAAGCUGGUGAUCUGCAGGCUAUAGAGAGGAUGGAUCCUCCACUCCACUGCAGCCAUUCUAGUGGGGAGGGCGCUGCUGGUCUCUCAGCAGCACAGUUUAGCACGGGGAGGCGGGGGGGGACCCUGGUGGUAUUAUGUCUUUUAUUUUGAUGCAUUUUGGUUAUCAUUGGAGUUAAAGGUACUCGGGGAGGACUGCUCCUGUUGGGUUAAAAUCACAAAUCUGCAAAAGUUUGCUUCAUUUUAAGCCAACAGCAGUAGCAUGGGGGAGGAUUUUCAGUGUUGCCUUAAAUCUAUUUUUAUACCAUGUUGAAAUGUGCAGUUUGUUUGUGUGCCUAGAUGUAAAUCAUGCUGGGAACUUACUCCUUACUAGCAGUAAUCAGCAUCGGGCAGGUGUGCAGGUUUUCCCUCCACUCCAACACAACAGCAGCUCACUCCACUGAUGAAGAGUUUAGUAAAAACUGCGGCUGAGCUGUGUGUGUGUGUGUGUGUGG
Molecule: messenger RNA, 1383 nt
Organism: Pelmatolapia mariae (spotted tilapia)
Lineage: Eukaryota; Metazoa; Chordata; Actinopteri; Cichliformes; Cichlidae
Gene: stx10
Product: syntaxin-10
Exons: 9
Coding region: 43-786 (247 amino acids)
Biological process (GO): vesicle fusion; Golgi vesicle transport; retrograde transport, endosome to Golgi
Cellular component (GO): endomembrane system; synaptic vesicle membrane; SNARE complex
Molecular function (GO): SNAP receptor activity; SNARE binding
Source: RefSeq, a predicted model, not a curated record